AUGGGGUUCUUUAGGCAGAUGGUGGAUUUUGUAGGUGAUGCUGGGGUGGAUGGAAAGGAUGUGGAUGGAACGCAGGUGAGGGUUUUGGAGGGGUUGUGGAGGGCGAGGAGGGAGCUUGCUGUGGGACGUCGCUAUCUGCGCUUUUUCCGCUUCAUAGGACAUCUUUCAAAAGCCUGGGAUAGUCUUUUAAAUGAAAACGGAAUAAAGAUGUUAAUUAACGUGGGAAAGUCGGGGUUCAUGGGUGCUUACUUAGGGUUGGAGAGUCUCACGAUAGUAAGUGCCACCAUCCCAGGAGAAUAG
Molecule: messenger RNA, 300 nt
Organism: Sclerotinia sclerotiorum 1980 UF-70
Lineage: Eukaryota; Fungi; Ascomycota; Leotiomycetes; Helotiales; Sclerotiniaceae
Exons: 4
Coding region: 1-300 (99 amino acids)
Source: RefSeq, a predicted model, not a curated record